Molecule: messenger RNA, 934 nt
Organism: Sycon ciliatum
Lineage: Eukaryota; Metazoa; Porifera; Calcarea; Leucosolenida; Sycettidae
Exons: 2
Coding region: 77-808 (243 amino acids)
Source: RefSeq, a predicted model, not a curated record
ACCACGUUUAUACAUCAUUCGAUCCUAGCCCGUUAUUCCUGCACUUCGUUCAACCAAAGGUUUAACUGCAAUAGCCAUGGUAUCUAAGAUGUUUUCCGGAUUCCAAUCCUUCUCACCCGUUCUGCAGGUGAUGGUGUCACUGAUAGCACUAACAAUACUAAGUGCAGUGCCAUUCUCCACGGCAAGAUCGCUCUCUCCCAGUCAGGAAAAUGCCAACAAGAUCAAGGCAUGUACACCUCGGUCUGACAAUGUGAACUACACCAGCUUACUAAACACUUACUUUGAGCAGCUGAGCAAACCAAGAAGUGGCCGUCCAGUACCUGCCUCCUGGGACGCCAUGCAGAAUCUACAGAUGUUCACUCCACUGCCAUUGCAGACACUGGCCUGUGGUGAUAUGCAGUCUGAGGCUUGCAGAGCCUCCUCCUCGUCCGGCAGUGCCCAGCGUCACAAUAGUCGUACCGCCAUGUGGCUGAAUGUCUAUCCUGGCCCACAGAUGGAAGUGAAUGUGGGCAGUGAUAUGAUCGCAGCCGCCGUGGAAGAAGAGGACGACUCCAAGGCGAAUAAUUGCGACAAGGUUCACAACAAUCCACACACAGUUUGCAGCACUGACUUCAACCGUUUCCCACCCAUUCUCUGUGAAGCCACAUGCAAAUCCCCGUGCGGCUGCUGCAAGAGGCGUUCAUCAGAGCUGACAAGCGCCCAUGUUUUGGUUAUCGACAGAUGCGAAGGAACGAAUGCUGUGUGGAGGCUGAAGGAAGUUGGAGGUCUGCUACCAAUUUCUCCAAACAGCUGUCAAUGUCAAUCAUAGAGACAAUUAGUUAUUAUGGAUAGUUUCCCCUGCAGCGAUAUUUUGCAAGUAUAUUUAUUCUGAAUUUCUCUAUUUAUUGAAAGGAAAGGAGCAUAAUGGUUACUAACUGUUAUUAUUGUCUCAACA